AUCUUUUUAUUAAUACCCGAUCACCGGCGAUGAGGGCGAACAUAUCACGUUUUAUCAGCCUAUAAAUCUCCUACUGGCUCUCAUAGCCUGCUACUUCAAACAACGCUUAACCAAGUAACAAGUACUAGAUCAAAGCUACCAGCGUCCUACUACUAGAAAAUUGCUACUUAGAUUGAAGCAAUUUGGAGAUCCAUGGCUCUUUCUCUUGUCCCUACCAACCCCUCAUGGCUUCAUCUCUCCUCCUCUUCCUGCUCUCGCCCUAGCGUCGUUCUUCCUCGCCGCUUCAUCGGGAUCUCGUCAUCGACGCACAGACAUCGGAUGCUUGUUGUUCGAGCAACGCAAGCAUCUGGUGGUGAUGGUGCAGAUCCAAGUCAAGGGGAUAUAAAGGUAACGAACUCCAGCACUGGUCUACAUAUUCCUAAUAUCCCUGCAUGGGCAAGAUGGUUGUUGGCCCCCAUAAUCCUCGUGGCUUUGCCAUUUUACAAGAAAUUUUUAAAAAUGGAAGAUGAACUGGAGCAGACAGCGGAGACGGUGGUGGAUGUUGUGCAGGCGGUGGCAGAUGCGACGGAGAAAAUGUCUUCAGAGAUGGCGGACGCCCUUCCAGACGAUGGAAAGCUCGAGCAACUGGUUUUGAAGGUGGGGGAUUUUGCUGAAGCAGUUGGUGAUCAAGCAGAUCUAGCUGAAGACAUGAUUGAAAUGGUUGAUGCUUUUGUGGACAAGGUGGAAGAUAUGCUAGAGCCUGUUAUUGAAGAAGGGCUCUCAGGGGAAAAGUAACCCAGCAGCAAAAGUGAGCAGUGCAAACUCGGAGCAGAAGGAGACCAGUUGAGGAAGAAGUUAUAAUAAAAAGCCUUAUUUUCGCUUUAUAAUUAACAGAAGGAAAUGAAGAUUCUAUAUUGUAAACAGUGCUCAAAUGUGCUCCUUGUCGCUCUUUGCUAUAUUAAUUUACGGUGCAUCUCCUGUGCAUGAACUAGUUGUUAGGGGAGGGAGAAUAGAGGCUUUAGGACUUUGGGUAGUUGAGACGAGAUCCAAAAAGCUGCGAGGAAAACAUGGCUGUGUAAUCUUGAGGUUUCCAGCUGUAGUGGGUCCCAAGUGAUACUAUAUUUUCCGAUGAAGGCCCCAAGUGGUACGUGCUAUUGGCUGAAUGAACUUUUCGUAGGUGGUAGAUGAUGUAAUGAUGUAAUGGAGUCUGUUUCUCCAAACUGAUGUAAUGGAACAUAUGAUUUUUAUCUUUUAAUAUUCUUUCAGAAA
Messenger RNA from Elaeis guineensis (African oil palm), 1248 nucleotides. RefSeq lists its product as uncharacterized. The record is from RefSeq and is a predicted model, not a curated record. Lineage: Eukaryota; Viridiplantae; Streptophyta; Magnoliopsida; Arecales; Arecaceae.